Messenger RNA from Sporothrix brasiliensis 5110, 462 nucleotides. RefSeq lists its product as uncharacterized. Bases 1 to 462 code for a protein of 153 amino acids. Lineage: Eukaryota; Fungi; Ascomycota; Sordariomycetes; Ophiostomatales; Ophiostomataceae. The transcript is spliced from 3 exons. The record is from RefSeq and is a predicted model, not a curated record. Gene Ontology annotation, biological process: DNA-templated transcription initiation. Gene Ontology annotation, molecular function: RNA polymerase II general transcription initiation factor activity; DNA binding.
AUGUCGUCUUCCGUUACUGUCGUGAACUCUGCAGCGCCAGCGCCUGGCCUGUACUCGCAGUCUUCGAUGGACUCGCUCAACUCGCACCCGUCGACCGCCGCACAAGCUCGCGCUUUCACAGCCCCAUCGUCGCUCUCGUUUCCGGGAGGAACCGAGACCAUGCAGACUCCCCCGUCUGAAAAGGACGGCAGCGUGCCCAACGGCACCGCAAAGGCUGGCUCUGCUACCCCAGCGCCUGGAACGGCAACGGGACCGGCGGCUGCGGCGGCGCAGGCGGUUGGCGUGAGCGGCAUCGUGCCGACGUUGCAGAACAUCGUUGCGACCGUCAAUCUCGACUGCCGUCUGGAUCUCAAGACGAUUGCGCUGCAUGCCCGCAACGCCGAGUACAACCCGAAACGUUUCGCUGCCGUCAUCAUGCGCAUCCGCGAUCCGAAGACGACUGCGCUGAUCUUUGCCUCGUAA